CGACAAUGUCAUGUAUUGAACACGUGGCAACGACCCACUUUGCCUGAGAGUUUCACUCCUAUUUCCAUGGGCCGUCAAUCUCUCUCCAUCGGCUACCUUAGAAGACCAAUGGUCUACGGAACACCAAUGACCAAAUUAACAAAUUCAAAAAAGGACUUUUUGAAUAAGCCAUGGCGAGUUAUUUCUGACCUUGUUUCAGAACUAAUCUUCAAGGCAAGAUCACUUCGUCAGUCCGAAUCAGCUUGUGAAAGUAUACUUAUGACUCAAUACCUAAAAUCAAAUCAGUAAUAUGGAUGUUUACAAACCAAUGGCAAAUCAUACUGAUGAAUCUGAAGCCAAGCAGCAGGAAAUAUUGGUUGAGUGGUUGCAUAACAUUCUUCCUAAUUUAAGCUUGCCAGACGGGGCUUCUGUGGAGGAACUGAGAGCUUGCUUAAUUGAUGGCACCGUUCUCUGUCGGAUUUUGAGCAGGCUUAGACCUGGUUCUUUCAAUGAGGGAGGUGAUUCUGAUUAUCCACCUGCUUCACGGCUGGAAAACAUUAAAAGGUUUCUUGCAACUAUGGAUGAUUUGGGGGUGCCCAAGUUUGAAAUAUCAGACUUGGAAAAGGGAUCUAUGAAAACUGUGAUUGACUGUCUUUUAAAACUUAGAGCACAAUUUUCGCUUGUGGGAGACAAUUUUUCUGUCUCAAGUACCACAAUAAAAUUCGGUAGUCUGAAUGGAGAUGUUUAUUCCCGGGGUGUUCUCUCUCCCUUAUCUGGAGUCGAAAGGCAGAAGGUUAUUUCAGAAUCAAGAUUUCAACGUGCUUUGCGUAGCCCUAUUAUGUCAGCACCUUCGGCUUCCUUAGUACAUCAAGUGAGAAAUAACAUCCACGACGUGUUUGAGAUAAAGAAUGGGAGUUAUGCAGACCUUCCACCUGCGAAGAUCACAGAGAUGAUGAAUUCAAACAGUUUAGAUAAUGCACCAACUCAGUCACUUUUGAGUGUCGUGAAUGGAAUCCUGGAAGAGAGCGUCGAAAGGAAAAAUGGCGAAAUACCUCAUCGAGUGGCCUGUUUGUUGAGAAAAGCUGUGCAGGAGAUUGAACGGCGUAUAUCGACUCAAGCAGAUCACUUAAGAACGCAAAACAAUCUUUUUAAGGCUCGUGAGGAGAAAUACCAGUCGAGAAUCAAAGUACUCGAAGCCCUUGCUUCCGGGACUGGCAAAGAGACUGGGAUUGAUAAUAACCAGCUUCAGCAAAUGAAGAUUGAGAAGUCCAAAAUGGAAGAAAGAAAGAAACUCGAGGAGGAGUACGCGGUUAGACUGAUAAAAGAGAAGGAUACAAGCAAUCUUGAAAUUUCAACAUUGAAGCAAGAAUUAGAAAUGGCAAAAAAGACAUAUGAACUGCGUUGCUUGCAAGUAGAAACAGAAUCUAAUUCUUCUAAAUCAGACCUAGAGAAGAGGAUAAAAGAGCUUGAGCACCGUUUGGCAGAGCCAAGUAAUAGGGUGAAAGAGCUUGAAAACCUCCUGGAAGAAUCAAGGAAUAGGGUGAAAGAGCUUGAGAACCUCCUGGCAGAGUCAAGGAAUAGGGUGAAAGAGCUCGAGGCAUAUGAACUGCGUUGCUCGGAAGUAGAAGCUGAAUCCAAAUCUUCUAAAUCAGACCUAGAUAAGAGGAUAAAAGAGCUUGAAAACCUCUUGGCAGAGUCAAGGAAUAAGGUGAAAGAGGUUGAAUCAUAUUCAGAGUCAAAAUAUCAAAAGUGGAGCAAGAAAGAGAAUAGCUACAAGAGCUUCAUGGAUUUUCAAUUUUGUUCUUUACGGGAAUUGAGAGUAUCUUCUGGGUUCAUCAAGCAAGAAGUUUUGAAAACGCAAAUGAGCUAUUCGGAAGAAUUCAAUCACCUAGGAGAGAAGCUUAAAGCAUUAGCAUAUGCAGCUGAGAACUAUCAUGAAGUACUUGAUGAAAACCGGAAGCUCUUUAAUGAGAUUCAGGAUUUAAAAGGAAACAUUAGAGUAUGUUGUCGGAUAAGGCCAUUUCUGCCUUGGCAGACUGCAAAACGUUCAACUAUAGAAUAUAUUGGAGAAAAUGGGGAGUUAGUUGUUGCAAAUCCCUCUAAACCAGGGAAAGAUGGAAAUCGAUUGUUCAAGUUUAAUAAGGUCUUUGGUCCUGAUGCUACUCAAGUGGAUGUAUUUUCAGACAUCCAGCCCUUGAUACGAUCUGCACUUGAUGGAUAUAACGUGUGUAUAUUUGCUUAUGGACAAACUGGUUCAGGGAAAACCUACACGAUGACUGGUCCUGACGGAGCAUCUAACGAGCAAAUGGGAGUUAACUACCGAUCUCUAAAUGAUCUUUUCCAUAACUCCCAACUUAGAAACAACUCCAUCAAAUAUGAAGUUGGGGUCCAAAUGGUUGAAAUAUAUAAUGAACAAGUGCGGGAUUUACUAUCAGGUGAUGGUUCCCAAAAGAAACUCGGGAUAUUGUCUACCGCUCAACCCAAUGGACUGGCCAUACCUGAUGCUAGUAUGCAUCCUGUCAGCUCAACUUCAGAUGUGCUAGACCUAAUGGAUGUUGGAAUGAAAAAUAGAGCUUCUGGUGCCACUGCAUUGAAUGAGAGAAGCAGUCGCUCUCACAGUGUCCUGACCAUCCAUGUUCGCGGAAAGGAUUUGAAGACUGGUGUUCCGCUGCAUGGUAAUCUUCAUUUGGUAGACCUGGCAGGAAGUGAAAGAGUUGACCGCUCUGAGGUAACUGGAGAGAGGCUCAAGGAAGCACAACAUAUUAACAAGUCCUUGUCUGCUCUUGGAGAUGUCAUUUUUGCUCUUGCACAAAAGAGUUCUCAUGUACCUUACAGGAACAGCAAACUCACUCAAGUCCUUCAGAGCUCUCUCGGAGGUCAAGCAAAGACUCUUAUGUUUGUGCAGCUCAAUCCCGAUGCAACUUCAUUUUCGGAAACUAUGAGCACUUUGAAAUUUGCAGAGAGAGUCUCCGCGGUUGAGUUAGGUGCUGCACGAAGUAGCAAAGAGGGCAGGGAUGUUAGGGAAUUAAUGGAGCAGGUGGCAUCUCUGAAAAACACAGUUGCCAAGAAGGAUGAUGAGAUAGAGCGGCUGCAAUUACUAAAAGAUCUCAAAAACGUGUAUUCGGGAAUCAAUGGAGAGAAGAAUGGGCCAAGUUCAAUGAGGUAUGAGUCUUCUUCUCCAAGCAGAGGUUAUGGAGGCGAUUCUCCUGAGCGUAACCAGAAGUCAUCAGCUGGAAAAGGCUUUGGAUGUACUGAGAAGGCAGCUUCCGAUCAUGACAACCGUUCAGAGUAUAGUGAUAAGAAUUCGAAAGCUGAUUCCCAGAAGUCCAUGGAUGACUAUAAACACAAAAAUGAACUGCCACAGAAAUCAAAAGUUGGUGGAAGCCGGAAUUUUCCAGCAGAUGGUGAGAUUUUAGGAUUUGGUGAUGCAGACCACGAGGAGAGAUUGAGUGACGUAUCUGACAGUUGUCUUUCUGCGGGAACAGACCCUGAUGGCUCAGUUGAUGAUACUAAUCCCACCGAUGGCAGAAAAUUGUCAAAUCAAUUACAAAGGCCGCGGUCAGCAUCUAAGUUACAGAGACCCCUACAAAGAUCAGGGCAGACUUCAUCGACGGCUUCAAAAGACCAUUUGAAGGUGUCAAAAAGUAUUAGAAGAAGUGAUAGUAGCUCUACCUUACUUAAGCCUCCCAGAAGAUGGACAUAGACAGUAAGGCAGCCGGUUCUUGCACUUUUUGGGUAUAGUUUUUUCAUACAUAUAUAUAUACAACAUUUCAGUUUAGCAUUUUUUUCACAUUGUUUUUACACGACCAUGUGAACUUGUAAGUAAUUAUGUGUAAAUCCACCGAGGUUCCUUGCCUCGCUAAGUUUUUGUUUUUUUCCUUCAGCUCUGUAAAUUGAAGUCAAAGCAACAGAAUUUUCAUGGAGGAAUCAAAUUUCUCCUGAAUUCAGAAUGUAAAUGCUUUAUCUACAUUUUUUUGAAUAGUGUUCAACAGAAUUUCAUUUUAUCA
This is a messenger RNA of Tripterygium wilfordii, 3986 nucleotides long. RefSeq names its product kinesin-like protein KIN-14P. The transcript has 22 exons. Gene Ontology annotation, molecular function: microtubule binding; ATP binding; microtubule motor activity. Bases 290 to 3682 code for a protein of 1130 amino acids. NCBI's taxonomy places the organism in Eukaryota, Viridiplantae, Streptophyta, Magnoliopsida, Celastrales, Celastraceae. The record is from RefSeq and is a predicted model, not a curated record. Gene Ontology annotation, biological process: microtubule-based movement.